This is a messenger RNA of Eucalyptus grandis, 795 nucleotides long. RefSeq names its product disease resistance protein RGA2-like. NCBI's taxonomy places the organism in Eukaryota, Viridiplantae, Streptophyta, Magnoliopsida, Myrtales, Myrtaceae. The record is from RefSeq and is a predicted model, not a curated record. Gene Ontology annotation, biological process: defense response to other organism. The coding region runs from base 1 to 795 and encodes 264 amino acids. The transcript has a single exon. Gene Ontology annotation, molecular function: ADP binding.
AUGGCGGAACCACUCGUCUUCAGAGUAGGUAAACUUGUGGAUGAUUUCCCAGAGGCUGCAGAAUUAUGGGGCACUGGCGACACCGAGAUGGAGGAUACCUUUUCCUAUCUCCAAAGUAUAGUGCCCGAUGCGGAAAAGCGGGUCCUCAGCGACGAGAGCGACAAGGACAUCGAACAAUGGCUGGAGGAUCCCAAAGAUGCUUUCUAUGAGGCGGAGGACUUACUCGAAGAAUGGAGCAUUGACGUCAUGCCAUUACGAGAAUCGCCGAGCAAAGACGAGAAGUUGAAGCAGGUAAUUCCCUCCUCCUCUUCGCCUUCUGAAAAACCUGAUUUAAGGCUGGAGAUGAGAACCCGUGCGAAGGAAAUCAGGAAGACUAGAAGCCAUCGCUGCAGAAGGGACGGAUUUGGGCUUGCGAGAGUGCGUGUAGAGAGAAGAGAGCGGUUGGACGCCUUUGUGUGCGAUGAGGAGAUUAUAGGGAGAGAAGAUGCUAAAAGCGUAAUUUUGAAGUUCUUGCUAGAUUCUAAAACUGAUGAUCAAAUUCCCGUCCUUUCAAUAUGGGGUGACGAUGGGGUUGGAAAGACUGCUCUCGCUCGAUGUCUAUACGAAGAUGACUUGGUCAAGAAGCAUUUUGAUUUAAGGAUUUGGGUUAACGGCUUCGGUAAUCUCGAAGGGGAAUUGCGAAAGAUCAGAGGAAGAGAGACAACAGGGAGAGAAGAUGACGUGUUGCGGUUGCAAAGAUAUCUCCUAGUUAUUGACGAUCUCCAGGAUGAGGAUCGUGGACAAUGGGGAGCUUGA